AAGAUACAACAAUCCGCAGAGUAUAAUCCCCAGAGGGUUUUACGGAUUAGGUUUAAAGCAUCUUUACACCUUCUCUGCCGCAUACUUUUUUCAAAGCUCCCCUCAUUCACUCUCCUUCGACUUCUGAGUCAUACAAAACAAACACAACUCUUGUCCGAAAUCAUCUCUUCGACCUUUUGAUUCAGAUUUAUUCCAUGGAUUCGUGUACUCAAUAAGGUUUUUUCCCUCUCGAAAAACCCAUCAAGCCAAAACAGUUUCUCACCAGAAUCCGAAAAUGUCGACUUUGAACCCGUUUGAUCUCUUGGGAGGUGACGCCGAGGAUCCAAGCCAGAUUGUUGUGUCUUUGCCGAAGAAGGUCGAGAAAGAAGCUCCUGCGCAGCCUGCUAAGGGCGCUAAGCUUCAGACCAAGCAGGCUCCUACUUCUCAAGCUGAGAGGGAGUCAAGGAAUGCUCCUUCAGGAGUUCGUGGUGGUGGUGGUGGUGGUGCGGGUCGUGGACCUCCUCGUGGUUCAUUUAACCCUGGAGGAGACAGACUUCAUGAUCCAAAGGAUGGAGAAAGGACUAGUGGGUUUCGUAGAUACCGCGAAAGUGGUGGUCGGGGAGGUCAACGUGGUGGACUUGCCAAUGGUAGAGCUGGUGAUGGGAGGGUCUUCGAGCGCCGUAGUGGGACAGGUCGUGGUAAUGACCUGAAACGUGAGGGUGGUGGUCGUGGAAACUGGGGUACCCCUGAAGAUGAUAUUCCACCACCAACGGAGGAACCCACAACAGAGGUUGAGAAGAGCCCUGUUGCUGAGAAGGAAGGCGGUGAGGACAACACCACCGAUGCAAAGAAAGACGCUCCUGCUGAUGAGGGAAAGGAGAAAGAACCUGAAGACAAGGAAAUGACGUUGGAAGAGUAUGAGAAAAUUCUGGAGGAGAAGAAGAAAGCUCUGCAAGCCACAAAGGUUGAGGAAAGGAAAGUUGACACCAAAGUGUUUGAGUCUAUGCAACAGCUCUCCAGCAAGAAGACCAACAAUGAGGAAAUCUUCAUCAAGCUGGGAUCCGACAAGGACAAACGCAAAGAUGCUGCUGAGAAAGAAGAGAAGGCUAAGAAGUCGUUGAGCAUUAACGAGUUUUUGAAACCUGCUGAUGGAGAGAGAUACAACCCAAGAGGUGGAUACCGUGGAAGAGGAGGUCGUGGACAGAGAGAUGGAGGAGGCCGCAACGGUGGUCGUGGUCAGAGAGAUGAAAAAGUGAACGGAGGAGCUCCUGCUCCGGCGAUCGGAGACAGUGCUCAGUUCCCAUCGUUGGGCAAGUAAAGACAGACCCCUCUUGGUUCUUCAGCAUCUAUCUAUCUUAUCUCUCUACUCUCUUAGUUUAAUCUUUGUUCUUAAUUCUAUCAUUUUUGUUACACUUUUUCUACAGAACAAGUUUGAGUGCUUUUAAGUUAUGAUGGAAAAAACAAAUUAUAAACU
Messenger RNA from Brassica napus (rape), 1453 nucleotides. RefSeq names its product RGG repeats nuclear RNA binding protein C. Lineage: Eukaryota; Viridiplantae; Streptophyta; Magnoliopsida; Brassicales; Brassicaceae. The record is from RefSeq and is a predicted model, not a curated record. Gene Ontology annotation, cellular component: cytoplasm; nucleus. The transcript is spliced from 7 exons. The coding region runs from base 275 to 1297 and encodes 340 amino acids. Gene Ontology annotation, molecular function: RNA binding.